AUGCUUACUGAGCUCUACUUCGCCAAGAACUCCUUGACAGGUACAAUACCACGAGAGAUGGGUAACCUUUACCAACUCGAGCAUCUUGAGUUAACUUAUAAUGGCUUGAAUGGCUCCAUACCCCCUGGGAUCUUCAACCUCUCAGCAUUGCAGAGUAUUGCACUUUCAUUUAAUCUUCUAUCAGGAAAUCUUCCGCGGGAUCUAGGUUACAGACUGCCCAAGUUAUCAGACAUAGAGCUUGCUAGGAAUAACCUUGGUGGAGUUAUACCAGUGUCCAUUUCAAAUUGUUCAGAAUUGUUGUUGCUUUCAAUGGGAACUUCCAUUGGGAAUCUCUCCGCUUCUCUACAGAUGUUGUAUAUAGGAACUAGUGGAAUCAAGGGCACCAUACCAAGUCAAACCGGCAACUUGACCAAUUUGCUAUUGCUUGAUCUACCAUCGAAUCACUUGACAGGAGGUAUUCCAACAGCAUUUAAAAAUCUACAAAACCUGCAAGGUUUGGCUGUGCGAGAUAAUAAUCUUAACGGCACCUUAGAUAACCUUUGCAAUUUGCAGAGGUUGGCUUAUGUAUACCUGACUGCGGACCGAUUUUCCGGGUCCAUACCAGAAUGCUUUGGCAAUAUGACUUCUCUUCGGAAACUUGAUCUAGGAAACAACUUUUUAGUCUCUGCCAUACCUAAUAGUUUUUGGAACCUCAAAGAUCUCUUGCAGUUGAACUUAUCCUCAAACUCCCUUAAUGGUUCCUUGCCUCUUGAAGUUGGAACUCUGAAAGCCGUAACAUCUAUCGACAUAUCGGCGAAUCAAUUCUUUGGUGAUAUUCCUAGCACAAUAGGUGAUUUGCAAAACCUGUUGAUUUUAAAUUUAUCCCAAAACCAAUUUCAUGGAUCUAUCCCAGAGUCAUGUGGCAGUAUGCUCAGCUUACAAGGACUUAACCUAUCGCAUAACAAUCUUUCUGGCUUCAUACCAAAGUCAUUGGAGGCGCUUCGAGCCCUCGAAGAGCUUGACGUUUCUUAUAACCAUUUAAGUGGUGAAAUUCCUUCUGGUGGUCACUUUAGGAACUUUACUGCUGAAUCUUUUCUGUUCAAUGAAGCAUUGUGCGGAGAUUCCAGGUUUCAUGUGCCGCCUUGCCCAAGACCUAAUUCAAUUCACAGGUCAAGAACUAAAAAGGUGCUUCUAUUUGUAUUUGCUCCUCUGGGACUCGCUUCUGUGGUUGUCGCAGCCUUAGCAAUUGUCUUCAGAAGAUAUUGGAAGAAAUAUCGGGAUUCCAAAGGAGUAAACAUGGUAUUAGUGCCAACGCAAGAAAGAGUUUCGUACUAUGAACUUCUUCGAGCAACUGAUGGCUACAGUGAAAGCAAUUUGCUUGGCAUUGGGAGUUUUGGAUCUGUUUACAAGGGGAUUCUCAAUGACGGAAGGUCUAUUGCUGUAAAGGUUUUCAAUUUGGAAUUGGAAGGAGUACUCAAGAGCUUUGAUGUAGAGUGUGAAGUCCUGAAGAACCUUCGACAUCGAAAUCUUGUGAAGGUCAUCAGCACUUGUUGGAACCAGGAUUUUAGGGCCUUGGUGCUUGAAUACAUGUGCAAUGGAAGCCUUGAGAAGUGGCUGUAUUCUGACAACUAUUUCUUAGAUACUCUACAGAGAUUGAAUAUAAUGAUAGAUGUGGCAAGUGCAGUGCAAUAUCUGCACGAAGAAUAUUCGACGCCUGUGAUUCACUGUGAUUUGAAGCCCAGCAAUGUCUUACUUGAUGAAGAUAUGGUUGCCCACGUCAGCGACUUUGGUGUCGCAAAAAUGCUGGAAAAGGAGGAAAGCUUUGCAUGGACCAAGACCUUAGCUACAAUUGGCUACAUGCUCCAGGUAAUGAUUCUUCAAUCUAAUCCCAAACAGUAUGGAUCUGAGGGGUUGAUAUCCGCAAAAUGCGAUGUUUAUAGCUAUGGAAUCAUGCUGAUGGAAGUUUUUUCAAGAAGAAAGCCUAAUGAUGAGAUGUUUGCUGGAAAUUUGAACUUGAAGAGUUGGAUAAAUAAUUCUCUGCCUAAUUCGAUUCUUCAAGUUAUUGAUGCCAAGUUGUUGAAGCGUGAGGAUGAAAAUUUCACUGAGAAGCUGGAGGUUUUAUUGUCAAUCUUGGAAUUGGCCUUAAAAUGUGUCUGUGAAUCUCCAAGUGAAAGAGUUAGUAUGAAAGUUACGCUGGAGACACUGAAGAAGAUCAAACUCAAAUUUUUGCGGGUCAUGGAGGUCGAUUCGUAG
Messenger RNA from Coffea arabica (coffee), 2232 nucleotides. The record is from RefSeq and is a predicted model, not a curated record. NCBI's taxonomy places the organism in Eukaryota, Viridiplantae, Streptophyta, Magnoliopsida, Gentianales, Rubiaceae.